This is a messenger RNA of Trichobilharzia regenti, 848 nucleotides long. The record is from the annotation of a GenBank genome assembly. Lineage: Eukaryota; Metazoa; Platyhelminthes; Trematoda; Strigeidida; Schistosomatidae.
GAACCCGAAAGGGAAGCGGCGAGUGGGACGUCCAAGGGUGACAUGGAGGAGAUCGUGUGAAGAGGAGUUGAAAGAAUAUGGAUUAACAUGGAUGCAGGCGAAAAGUACAGCAGAGGACAGAAGAAAAUGGAGAUGUGCAGUUGAAGCCCUAUGUUCCACUAGGAACCCAAGGUAGCAAUAAUAAUAAUAAUCUGGAUAGUUGUGUGAGUGCUGUCGGUACGGGUGACGGAUGAGAUUUCCAACCGUAUAAUGAAGGCAUACAUCAACUUGAGCUACCUAUGGCGCUGCCGCGACGUUAGCCUGGCUGUCAAAGGUCGGGUAUACAACGCUUCGGUGCGGGCUGUCUUGCUCUACACCUGUGAAACCUGGCUUCUCCGAUCUGAGGAUAUCUGGCGACUCUGGGUGUUUGAUCAUCGCUGCCUCCGCAGGAUUGCUUGCGUUCGAUGGCAUCAUCGCUUGAGUAAUUCUGAGGUUCGGUGGCGUGUGUUUGAACACAACGGAGAUCACCAUUUAUUGAGUGUCGUCAUCUGGAAACACCGGCUCCGGUGGCUUGGACAUGUGCUGCGAAUGUCAUCCCAGAGGCUUCCGUACAGGUAUCUUUUCGCUAGCCCUGGGUUGAGAUGGAAAAGGCGGAGGGGUGGCCAGUCCGUGACCUGGCGUCGUGGGAUGAAGGAUUUUUGUUCUUGACUAGCAUCGGUUGGUGUGUCAUGACUCCCUGGUUGGGUUCCGCGAGGUAGCUCAAAACGUUAUUUGAUAUGGCCAAGAAUAGUAAUCAAUGGCGAACGUGUUGCGAUUUCCUUCUUUCUUCCCUUCCCGAUGAUAGUUAACGAAUUCUGUCUGAACUUGUU